Messenger RNA from Seminavis robusta, 1404 nucleotides. NCBI's taxonomy places the organism in Eukaryota, Bacillariophyta, Bacillariophyceae, Naviculales, Naviculaceae. The record is from the annotation of a GenBank genome assembly.
UAUUGGGAGCCGAAUGGAUCAUCCAGCGAGAGUUGUCGAAGGUGUCCAAGCUGGCAUGUAAUGACAUGGAAAGGCCUGAAAGAAGUCAUUUUCGCUGGUUUGUUUUUCUCCGAAGCAUCAUUGUCAUUCCUUCCUGAAAGCUUUGGUACAGCUGAGUUUCCGAGUUCCGCUUAGCUGUACUGGUGGAAAGUCAAUCGCAUCCAGCACUGACUUACGGGAGCAGCCAAGAAGCAUCCAUUCAUGAGAGACCCAAGGCAAGAAACAAAAGGAUAUUGCUUUUCUCACAAUCCUCCUCACAAUUUCAAAGAACCAAAGUUCAAAGCUACCCUCUUCUACCUACUACUAUCUAGCUAGCUAAAGAUAAGAUAAGACAAGAUGCGCUCUACCACCUCCAACGUGUUGCCUGACUCCUUUGUGCCCAAUGAACACACGAUCAUUAUUGGGCGAGGUCGAGUAGUGAAGCAGCACAGUGCCAACCGCAAGUUUGAAAAGAUGAUUGAAGGGAUUGCUGCUGAGUACUCUGCAGCUACUUGCAAAGCUGAUAAAGGAAUGAUUUUGUCUCGUCUGAUUGAUGAGAUCCACAAUGCCGCGCCUGAAGCCGGAUUUGUCAAGAAGGACCAAGCAUCUGGGAGAUGGUAUACCGUGGAAGAGUCACUUGCCCGCACCACUGCUGCUCAAGCCCUGCGAAACUACCUUAGCAACUCUUAUAGGUCUUCCAAGCAAUUCAAGCAGCAGAGAAGGCUCAAGCAGAUUCAGCAGCAGCAAAAGACUAGUACUGCUAGCGGUACCGGUAGCUCUGCUGCUUCAGCUUCAGACAACUCAAGCUUGAACUUGAAACAAGUACCAGUGGCUCGUUGUGUUUCUCCCUCGGCUACUGAUUCUGAAGAAGAAGAUGCCAUGCAUACAUGUAAUCCUGAUGCUGCUACUAGUACUGCUACUGCUGCAGUCAGUACAGGUACAGGAAUGACUGAUGCCAAGACCUUUGCACUCCUGGAAGCUGCCUUCAGCCAAGAGCUCCAAGGGGAUCCUUUCCAGCCAAGACCCAUUGCUCUUGCAAGUCUCCCACUGCAAACUAACUUGAACCUGAAGCUCGAGUUACCUACUGUUUCACCAGUGCCUCCAAAGAUUACAAGCAAUGGUAAAAGCUGCAUCACAAGCACCAGCUUUCCUAUCCUCAAGAAGACCAUUCUCUUGCCCACAGUCACACCUCCAUCUGUUCUAUCGCUGGCACAAAAGAUCAAACUUCUCAGAUCCACUUCCAGUGCCUCUGCUUCACCAGCGCAAGCCAUGGAACUAUCAACUGUUCCGACUGUCGCUGUUUGAAACGCUUCUAUUCUUUCUGUACAUGUACAUGCAUGAGAUAGAUCUUUAGAGUUACUAAUUACUAGCCAUUCAUUAUCGGCC